Nezara viridula (southern green stink bug) is the source of this 346-nucleotide messenger RNA. NCBI's taxonomy places the organism in Eukaryota, Metazoa, Arthropoda, Insecta, Hemiptera, Pentatomidae. The record is from the annotation of a GenBank genome assembly.
AUGGCAUACCACAGAGCACACCCUAACUUGGAAAGCCUCAAACAAUCUUUGGUCCGAGCAGUUGAGCGCUUUCCUCAAGAAGUGCUGCGUGCUGCUAUUGAUGACUGGCCACGAAGAUCAAAUGCCUGUGCGAAGACUGCCACUGAUAUUGAACAACAGAUAAAUUGUGGUCAAGUUGAAGAAUUAAUAGUCCAAGCUGAAAAUGAAUUACGAUUAAUUAGAAAUUUUGUCUAUUCCAAGCCUUGGGAACCUCUUAUUACAACACCUCCUUCAAAUCAGUGGACUUGGCCUCCAGAGAAAUAAUCUGUUAGUUUAUAUAAAUUAUAUAUUAAUAAAAAUGUGUUAG